CCCGGAGGGGGGUACGGCGGCGGCGGCGGGGCGAGGGGGCGCCCGGACCACAGCGAUUUCUGGGGAACCCCUGGAGUUCCCCCCACCCCCACCUCUCCCAGCCCAGGCAGAGGAGGAUGGGCAGCGGACACAGCGGACUGAACUGCUGCCACCCCCCCAAAAAGAGGCACCAAGAAGCCAGCCGGCCACCCCACCCAGAACCACAGGAACUGAGUCCGCUUCACAAGGAUGCGGCCACAACUGUCCAGCUGUGUGUGUCGGAGGAAGUCCAACAGCAUGAGAUGGACAUAGCCAGAAUUCUCCAGCGGCAUGAAGAAGAGAAGACGAAAUGGGCUCAACAGGUGGAGAAGGAGAGGGAGCUUGAGCUUCAAGAGAGGCUGGAUGAGCAGCGAAGUGCCCUGGAGGAAAAGCAUGAAGAAACCCUGCAAGUCCUCCGGGCCUCCUAUGAGAAGGAGAAAGAAGCCUUUACCCACUCCUUCCAGGAGGCCAAAGCUGCCCUUCAGGACACCAUAGCCAGACUAACCUCACAGCUGGAGGCCUUUCAGGCCAAGAUGAAGAGGGUAGAGGAGUCCAUUCUAAGCCGGGACUAUAAGAAGUACAUCCAGGAUUAUGGGAGCCCCAGCCCAUUCUGGGAACAAGAGGUGGAGAGCUUGCACUUUGUCAUCGAGAUGAAGAAUGAGCGGAUUCAUGAGCUAGACAAGCGGCUGAUGCUCAUGGAAACAGUGAAAGAAAAAAAUCUGAUGUUAGAGGAAAAAAUCACCACUCUGCAGCAAGAGAACGAAGACCUCCACGUCCGAGCUCGGAACCAGGCAAUGGUGUCAAGGCAGCUCUCGGAAGAUCUGCUUCUAGCCCACCAAGCCCUGGAGGAAGAGACACGGAUCAGGCGACAACUAGAACAAGAGAAAGAGGAACUGGUGUACCGGGUUCUGGGGGCUGAUGCGCCAUCUACCUACCCCCGGGCCUCUGUUACCCCCACAGAAAUCUCCUUCCUCGCCACCUAGCAGGCAGGACUUAGGCCAGCCAUGACACCUGUGGCCAUGCAACUUCCUUCCAAAGAGAAGACAGUGGGGCCUGUCAGCUUUUUUCUCAGGAAGGAGCGGGACAGGGUGUACAGGGGAAUCUGGGAAUAAGCAUACCCAAGGAGCCUUGGGAGCCUGGGGUCA
Molecule: messenger RNA, 1163 nt
Organism: Dipodomys spectabilis (banner-tailed kangaroo rat)
Lineage: Eukaryota; Metazoa; Chordata; Mammalia; Rodentia; Heteromyidae
Gene: Ccdc69
Product: coiled-coil domain containing 69
Exons: 9
Coding region: 117-1001 (294 amino acids)
Cellular component (GO): cytoplasm; nucleus
Molecular function (GO): microtubule binding
Source: RefSeq, a predicted model, not a curated record